Molecule: messenger RNA, 2236 nt
Organism: Aspergillus ibericus CBS 121593
Lineage: Eukaryota; Fungi; Ascomycota; Eurotiomycetes; Eurotiales; Aspergillaceae
Exons: 3
Coding region: 125-2161 (678 amino acids)
Source: RefSeq, a predicted model, not a curated record
CGGAACCUCCGCGUGGCCCCUCAGGAUUCCAUACCAUUUCAUUCCUUGCCCUCCCACCCCUAUUUCCCCAUGCUUACUUCAACCGUUCGAGCUCCAACGGAGCGAUCACUCUUAUGCUCAAAUAAUGCUGCCAUCCAGAAGGCCGUUUUUGGCGGAUGAGGAGCUUGGGAAGAAGGAUGACGACCACCGGGUGCGGCCAAGCCACACUCAGCAAUGGCGUCCAAAGCAAUGGAAGCCGCCUCGGCCACGCCGAUUGUUGCUAGGCCUUGUGGCUUUAUAUCUCUUAUAUCUAUUCUUCAAGAAUAUGCCAACCGACCUACCCCCUGCUCCGGAGCGGUUUAACCCGGCAUUUGCUCAGGCGCGGCAAGCCGCAUUGCAAUUACAGCAGCAGCAGCAGCUCCCAUCGCUUGCCGAUACUCAGCAGGGCCCUCCCGAUCGAGUCAAGAGCAAUACAGAACUUAAUAAUGAUCAUUAUUAUGAUGGGAAGAUUAACUUUUACUCUUUGGCCAAGUCACUGCACCGAUUCCAAGGUCAAUCCUCGCGCUAUGGAAAGCCUACAAAUCACGUCGUUAUCUUCGCUGCGGCAAGCUUGAAAAGCGUGUCAGAUCUUCUUCCUCUCGCUUGCCAAAUGGCUACCCGGAAAGUUAAUGAGGUACAUUUCGUGCUCAUGGGAAGGGAGGAUGUGUCAAUUGAAGGGAUCCAACGAGUAAAUGGUCUAGAUGACGCGAGUUGUCCGGUCAACUGGCAUGAUGCUCGGCCGGACUAUGCGCAGUGGUCAACGGAUGCUCGUAUGGAGAGAGCGGUGGUGGCGGGUCUCGGCUAUGUUCGCGCCUUCCUUCAUCCUCGAGUAGUCCUCACGCAAGGCGAGUCGUGGGAGGAUCCCUUUCUCUGGCGAGGAGUUCGAGGUGGAGCACAUGAAAUGGGCAUUUCUCAUGUUGCUCUCCCUAGCGCUGCGAGAGAUAUCAUGUGGAUGUCUACGCUGGACAGUAGCGCCCUCCAAGCCUGGAAUAACGUUCAAGUUGAAAUCCUUAUCCACGCUCCAUCUGAAUCCUCCGGAUCUCUGAUAAGAUUGAUCCGGACAUUGCUAAACGCAGACUAUCUUGGACGGACACCUAGUCUGACUAUCGAAUUACCCCCUCAUGUAGACCCAGAGCUUCUUCGCUUUCUACAGUCGAUGGAGUGGCCUUCUCACGCUUCUGGGAAGGUCACUCUCCGCCGACGGAUCCAGCCACACGGUAUGGAUUCUACCGAGUCCUCUCUGAAGACCGUCGAGGCCUUCUAUCCUAGGGACCCAACUCUGUCCCAUGUGCUUGUGCUUUCCCCGCAGACUGAGCUAGCACCGUCGUUCUAUCAUUAUCUUACGUAUACAAUGCUCAGAUUCAAACAUUCAGCUCGUGCAAAACAGCUAUCUACGAAACUUAUCGGAAUCUCACUUGAGCUACCAUCUACUCUUCUGACAGACAACGAACCACUGACUCCACCAGAGCUUGACAAUGACCAAAUGUCCAACUUGGGUGACGGCGAGUCAUUGCCCCUAUUCCUCUGGCAAGCUCCCAACAGUAACGCAGCGUUAUAUUUUGGCGAUAAAUGGGCCGAGUUUCAUGAGUUCCUAUCGAACCGCUUCACUAUCCUGGGGGGUGCAGACCAGGCUCCUCUUCAGGAAAAGCUCAUCUCGAAGAAAUAUCCAGCUGUCGUGGAAUUUCUGUUGGAGUUUAUCAGGGGCACGGGAUACUACAUGAUUUACCCAGCAUUUCCUGCCAAGGGAACUUUCACCCUUGCUACAGUGCACAAUGAAUUAUAUCAGAUCCCAGAAGAGUUCGCCGAGGAUGGCUCGCCAGACUUUCCUGAACCAUCACCAGAAGUGAUAGAUGAUCCAUCUAAGCCUCUGACGCCGGAUUCUGCUGAGGGGCUGGGGUUUGUUGAGAAGCCAUUGAGUCGCGCCUCAACAGUGAUGCCGCUUCUUGAACGAUUUUCCUUGAAUUUGCCUAGGAUUGAUUAUCUGCCGCUAUUGUCUUACGGUGGUGAAAAGCUCUCGGGCUCCAUGUACGCACGUGGCCUUGAAGAUUAUAGGAAUUGGUUCCGCGCUCGAUAUGGAGGAUGCUCUGGUGAGAGCUCCGGCAGCCAAACGGUCGUGGGAGGCUUGUUUUGUCUGGACAACUAAUUUUGGCUUUUACUGAAUAGUAUGGGUUUGGCUUGUCGGAGACUAUGUUUUAUACCCUAUCUAAGUUCUACGAAG